UACUUCCGGGCGCCGGCUCGGAAACCAGACUCACUCUGUCACUCGGGAACCAGGACUCCGAGGCCGAGGUAGAAACGAAAGAGAAACUGAGACAGAGAGAAGGGAAAGCAUGAGAGGGAAAUCAGUUUUCCGUCCGUUUCUUGUCCGUGAAGCCUUCAAUUUCCGGUCGAUUUCUUCUACUUCUUCUUCGUUUCCUCUGAACCAAAAUUAUUUAAUUUCAACCCCCAAAACAAAUUCUUCAAUCCCCAGCAAACCCUCUUCAAAUUCCAUCUCGGCAAAAUUUAAUCUAUCCAGUCCCUUCUCGAACUUUUCGAGAACUUUUUGCUCGGUACCCCCACCUCAAUUCAAAGAAGAUUCAUUGCCAGUUCCACCGAAUGUUGUUCCCAUUAAGUCAGAAGAAGAGUUCAACACUGCACUUAGCAAAGCUGAAGGGGAAUCCGUGCCGGCAGUUUUCUAUUUCACUGCUGUGUGGUGCGCUCCUUGCAGAUACAUCUCUCCGGUCAUGGAAGAGUUGGCUCGGAGAAACCCUCACGUGACAACGAAUAAGAUUGAUAUCGAUGAGGAAGCCCUUGCAAGCACAUUGAAAAAGUUAAAUAUUACCGCUGUGCCGACUGUCCAUUUCUUUAUAGAAGGCAAAAAGAAGGAUGAAGUUGUUGGUGCUGACAUUACGCGCAUUGUUCAAACAAUGAACAAACUCUAUAUGAAGAAGAAUGAUUGAUGGUUAGAGAUAAAUGCUAUUCGACGAGCAAAAGAAAAACAUUGGUUUUAAAGUUUUCUUUUGUUAAAUGAUUGUAAGAUUUCCUUUUUGGACGGUAGGCUUCUUUCACCUCCCUCGACAUGCUGUAUGUGCUAUUAUUGGUUGAUUUUGCUUUAAACUUUAAAUUUCCAAAUUCUUCCUUAAGAAGCUUGAAUUUCUAUUCAGUUUGUA
Molecule: messenger RNA, 928 nt
Organism: Theobroma cacao (cacao)
Lineage: Eukaryota; Viridiplantae; Streptophyta; Magnoliopsida; Malvales; Malvaceae
Product: thioredoxin O2, mitochondrial-like
Source: RefSeq, a predicted model, not a curated record